AUGUCCAUGCUCACCUAUCCCUUCCCCGCCUACGAUCACCGCCCGCCAGCCAGCGCACUCGGCUUCAAAUGGACGAUCUAUAAGAGAUCUCCAAAAGCAUAUAGGUACAUGCAAAAAGUCCUGCCUCUACCAAGUGAAAGAACUUUGCAGAGAAUGUUGAAAGAACUUCAUAUACAACCAGGGAUAUAUGAUAAUAUUUUAAAUAACCUUACACAUAAAACUGCACAAUUAGAAGAACAAGACAAAUAUUGUGCAAUUUUGUUUGACGAAAUUGCGCUAAAAAAGUGUUUAAUUUAUAAUGACCAUGAUGACCAUGGCCCUGGAGAGGGCAUGGAAAGAACCAAUCAGUUGGCAGACCAUGCCCUUGUAUUCAUGAUCCAGGGCCUAAGGUUCAAAUUCAAACAGCCAAUUGGCCAUUAUUUCGUAGAAGGCACGAUAUCCUCACAAAAGCUAGCCAGUAUUAUAAAAACAGUUAUAAAAAAAAAUUCCGAGACAGGUUUUAAAGUAAUCACUAUUGUAUGCGACCAAGGCCCUACAAAUGUAGGAGCCAUCAAUUUAUUAAAGCAUUUAUGCAAUCUGGAUCGGGGAAAAAAUUAUUUCGUGACGGAGGGAGAAAAAAUUAAUAUAAUAUAUGACAUACCUCAUUUAUUCAAAUCCCUCCGUAACAAUUUUUAUAAUGCUGGUUUAAUUAAAUUUAAUGGAAAAUUGGGCCAAUGGAGUCAUAUAAAAAAAGCUGAGGAGAGAAAUAGAAGUUUUUUAAAUUUUAAUAAAUUGACUCCAUUGGUCGUAAACCCAAAUUAUAAAAUAAAAAUGAAAGUAAAGUAUGCAGCACAUGCUUUAAGCAAUACAAUGGCAGCAGUACUUAAAAUGAUGGCAUGGAGGGAUGACAAUGCAGAAGCCAUUGGUGAAACUGCAUAUGUUGUAGAACAAUUAGAUAAAUUAUUUGAUUGUACCAAUGGCCCUGCUUCAUCCAAAGAUAUUAAAAAGGGUAUUCGGGAGAAUGUUUCCGAAAAAACAAAUCAUGUUGCGUCCUGGAAUUAUUAUUUACAAGCAAUGCAAACCCUAAAGUUCAUAAAUGCAACAACAUUUAAAGAGUCUAAGAAUGUUCGUUGCAUCAAAGGAUUCCAAAUAUCUUUAAACUCUUUAAAAGGUAUUUGGAAUCUUUUGAGUAAAGCUGGGUUUAAAUAUUUGAAUUUGAGGCAAUUAAACCAGGACUCACUGGAGUUUGGCAACAUUCGACAACACAGUGUAACAAAUAAAAAUCCGACAUGCUCACACUUUACCGCGGCGUUAAAAUCCUGUAUAAUAAGUGGUUUAACAGGUCCACAUAGCCGCGGUUCCAAUUGUGAAGCUGAUUCAAAUGAACUUUUUAUGACUUUUGUGGAAUUAAAUCGAUUAAGUAGAAAAGAAGAAAGCAAAUCAGCUAAGCAAGCAAAUCUAUUGGAAGAAAUUGAAAUUGGAUACUAUUCUAGUGACAUUUCUUACCCUGUGUUGUCACUUCCCGAAGAUCCUACAAUAGAGGAAUACGAAUUGGAUUUGUACUCAUUUGAAGACCAACCAGUUGUCUAUGUCAGUGGUUAUUUAGCUGCAAAAUUAUUAAAUAAAAGUACUUGUGUUAACUGCAAACAGUUUUUGUCCAUAGAUGAUCCUAAGGAUGACAACUUAUAUAAUUAUGUAUCCUUUAGAGAGUGGUGGCAAAAUAAAAGAACGUUAACAUAUCCAUCUAAAAAAUUAUGCCAAUGUGUGAAUGAUGCAAAAAAAUAUUAUAUCUCUAAUAGGAUACACAAGUUAAAUAUUGGGCAAGAAUGCUGUUUGCUGUUAAAUAUUAACUGUGAUUUUGCAUGGCUCCGUUGUCAAAAACAUUAUGUUGAAGUGACAGAAAAUUUAAUACGGAGCCUCAGUAGUCUUUUCAUAAGAAAGACUUGCAAAAUUAUAAAUGAUCAGUAUAAAGUAACUGAAAGUGAAUUAGCAGCUAAAAAUAAAGUAAUGCAACAGAAAAGAACGGAAGCCAGUAAAUAG
Colias croceus (clouded yellow) is the source of this 2019-nucleotide messenger RNA. RefSeq lists its product as uncharacterized. NCBI's taxonomy places the organism in Eukaryota, Metazoa, Arthropoda, Insecta, Lepidoptera, Pieridae. The coding region runs from base 1 to 2019 and encodes 672 amino acids. The transcript is spliced from 2 exons. The record is from RefSeq and is a predicted model, not a curated record.